This is a messenger RNA of Drosophila santomea, 4238 nucleotides long. RefSeq names its product mucin-5AC. The record is from RefSeq and is a predicted model, not a curated record. Lineage: Eukaryota; Metazoa; Arthropoda; Insecta; Diptera; Drosophilidae. The coding region runs from base 862 to 3453 and encodes 863 amino acids. The transcript has 4 exons.
UGUAGCCAAACGGACGCAUGCGCGGCGCAUGAGAGACUUUCCGAGGUUUUCCUGAAUAAAAUCACUACGUGUUUCUGGUCGUGAAAGUAUCUUUUUCAGUUAGGCAGUGCACUCUGCAGUGGCCCCACCCUUCCCCCUUAUAUUUCUCAAGCCUCGAAAAGGAGCCUUUUCCGAGUCGAAAACAGAAACACGAGCAACACAGCUGAAAACCUAUUUAAGGACCGUUCCAAAACACCAAGGAUACAUUUCAAAGACCUCUUUCGACCAAGUCAGUUAAAUACAGAGUUUUCAGAGUGUGUGUGUGUGUUAGUGUGUACGUGUGCCAGUGUGUGUUACAAGUGUGUGCCUUAAUCCAUUAAAUAUAAUUAAGCCCGAAUCAAAACAAAAUAUAUUAAGUCCGCGAAACGAACAAAUACAAAUACAAAUACUUUUCAAAGAGCCAUAAACAAAUCGCAGUCUGCGAAAUCCGUUCAAAGCUCGCGCCAAUAUUGCUCCAAUUUGAGAAAACGGCUUAGCAACAAUUGCAUUGAACAGUCGAACAACAGUCGAACACAACAACUGAAACCUAAAACAGCAACAACCACCCGUAAAUAUAGAAAGCUUAACAAUCAAAUCCAACAACAACGACAACGAGGGAUUAGAGCCACUAACAACUAUAAAUGUGGUGGGUGCAUUAUUGCCAUUAACCAAAUCCCGAGCGACAGUGGCCAGAAUGAUCGCAGUGCAGCUGGUGGUCAAAGGAGGCCCAAUGAUUCACUGAGGAGCCCCAGCAAAGCGAUACCCAUUAAGCAGCGAGAACAAAAGAAGCAUUAACUGGAAGCUUGAUUAACUGGUGGACAGGUGGACUCAAUCGACAGCGGAAUGGCACACUUUUGCUGGCUCCUUAAAUUCGGUUUCUUGCUGCUGAUGUUGUCCGGCUGCCGGACGCGCCCAGCUCCCUUUCCAAGUGGCAGGCAGAGUGAGCUCAUCGCGGGCAACGAGUUCCUCAAGCUGUUCCUUGACCAUGAUGACCAGCAACGAAGCCUGCACAGCGGUGAACAGGAUUUCGAGGGCAGGGCAGAGUCAGCAUCAUCCCCGUCAUCCCACCACAGAUCGGCCACCGGAAGAAGCCUGGAUCUUAGCAGGAACCGCUAUAGGAACUCCCUGACAUCUGGAAACUCCCAGACCGAGGAGCCGUCCGACUCCAAGCAGGUGGCGAAGCUGGUGACCUCAGGCAGUAAAAUAGUGUUCCUCGAAGAUGCCCCCAGUAAAGUGAAAGGAAAGUCGAGUGACGAGGUCAAAGUGGUGGCCGUUAGUGUGAGUUCCUCCAGCAAGAGAGGUCCUUCGAGGAGCAGUGCCUCUGGUGUGACUGGAACGGGCUCGGACUUUGUGAACCGCUCGCAUAAAAGUGAGCUUUCGAUUGAGGAAACCGAGCCCAGAUUGGCUGGCGAUUCCAUGGACAGCGAGGUGGAUUCCCUGAACAGUGCCUCCAACAUCCAGAGUGUACUGGCUGCUCCUUUACUGGCAGCCUCCUCAUCGCAUUCCUUUUUGAAAAACCAAAGCCAGGUGACUGAAGAGGAAGGCGGUGUGGGAACCGCAGCUGGCGCAGGUUUGCCCUUUCAAACGGUGAUCUACCAUGACACCAAACAGGGAAGAGGACCUCAGUCCAGGUCCAUAUCCUACAGUUCCAUCUCCCAGAAUGUGGAUGAUUUGCAAACCUGGCAGCAGUCCAGAAGUGGCAUUUUGGCAGAGGCCCAGCGAAAUGUAAGUGAGAGCCUGAAACAUGCCCACUCGUCAGAGCCAGCCAAGUUCUACUCAGUACCAUCGAAGAUGUACAGUGUGCCCAGUAAGUUCUACUCCGAGCCAGCUAGGGUGUACUCAGAGCCCGCCAAGAUGUACGGACAGCCGGAGAAGGUGUACUCAGAGCCCUCGAAAGUCUACGGACAACCCUCGAAGUUUUACUCGGAGCCAGCGAAAGUGUACUCGCAACCCUCGAAAGUGUAUGGCGAACCAGCGAAAACCUACUGGCCACAAACACUGACCACAACGGCAGCACCACCACUGGUUAGCACCACCUCCUCGCCAUCAACCUCCACCAGCAGCACCGAGAAAGCACCACUGGCAGCCACCACCACCACCACCACCAGCACCUUUGUGCCCCUGCGAUCCAGACCACGACCUGCGAUUGUCUCGCGCAUCGCUUUUGGCGAGGCCCAGAGCACAAGUACCAGCACCACCACCAGCACAGUAGCCACGCCGAGCAGCACGGCAGCAGCAUCCAGUGGAACGGCAGCCACGCUGGCCAGCAGGGUCACCACAGUGAAGCCUCCCAGAAGCAGCACUUCCGCCAGCAUCAGGCCAACCACUUGGCAGCACCACUAUCACAGCUACAGCCACCAACCACCACAGGCGGCGCAUCCAACGCGCCGAGUACUCUUCAACUUGGAUAAAUUGCCUUAUGAUUUAUUGAAUGCACCGCAGCCGCAGCCGCAUCCACUGGAGCCAAUUUUAUCGAAGCACUCAGGUCCGAGUCACUACCACCAGCAACAUCAGAAGCAGCAGCAUCAGCAGCAGCAUCUGCAGCAACACGAACCGCAACAGCAACAGCCAAGUCCAUGCUGGGAGCAACAGCGUCAGCAUUCAUCACCGCCGCAUCAACAUUCUAAUCAAAAUGCCAAAGGAUUGCCCAAUAGAGAUCUAGUCAAGUGUGUUUCCAAAUUUGCACACCAACAUGGAGCAGCGGCGUCCGCGGUGGACCCAUCGCCGCCAUCAUCUUCGGGGUCAGGCGGUGGCUAUUCGUACAGCUCCAGCUCGUCCUCCACGUCCUCCUCGUCCACCUCAUCCAGCUCGGCCACCUCGUCCGCGAAGCAGCAGGCACAUCUGCAGCACCAGCAGAUGCAGCACUUCACCACCGAGCGCCCCGAGCUCUACACUCCGACCUCAGAGCAGAAUUACGAAAUUGAGGAGUCCGUUAGUGUUAUGACAAACGGACGAGCCCACGGACCGCAGGGCGGUGCAGGUGGUGGUGGAGUUGGUGGUGUGGCAGGGAGUGGGGCAGUGGGGCAAAUCACAACGCCAGCCAGUCCAGUGCCCCAAUCGAGCACCACCGCCAGCCCAAGUCGUGGCAUCAACAGAGGACGUGGCUCGGUGGUUUACAAUGCAAAUGCCAACGAUUAUUCGGAUGGCGAUGAUGAUGGCGAUGCAGGCGGGGAUGGGGAUGGGGAUGGGGACACGGGAUCAGAGGGCCAGGGAGCAGGCACCGAAGACGAAGACAAAGUCGCCUACGUGGUCGAGGGACGCAACUACCGAAAGUACCGGGUGGAGGAGAAGACCGACGACGGCUUCAUCGUCGGCGAGUACGGAGUGGUGGACCACAACGAUGGAAACCUGUGGGGAGUGCGUUACACCGCCGACUCCACCAUCAAUCGCAGUCUGAUACAGAAGGCGUUGCUCACGUUUCUGAAGCUCAAGUAGGGGCCAAAUGGUCAGGCUCCACUCGGGAAUGCACUCGAAAUGGAGGGAGGAGAGUCGCCAGAAUGCAGGGAAAUCUUUGGAAAGUACAGGGAUGCUUAGGAAAACUCUAAACCGUCUUGGAACUUAGAAUCGAUAAACUCUAGAUGGGUAAACAUAUUGGAAUUACUAGAAAUAUUCAAACUUUUUUAAGUUAAGCGAAGCCUAGCAAACAAUUACUUGCUAAGAAACCUAUUUGGCUGAUUAAGUUUUACAUUGUUUAAGUUGUAAGCCCUAGUGUUAGUUGUAAAACGAAAACGCAGAUAUGUGGCGACUUUCCAAAUGCAUAGCGGUGAUUUCCCGAGUGUCAAAAUACAAAAACCCCGCACUUUCCCACUGAAGAGACAGCUGCAAAGGCAUUCACAUGUGAUCCAAGUCGUAUUGUAGUUAGCGUAGACAACCUAAACCUAGAUAGAUAAACCUAGAUAGAUGUACCCUAGAACUUAGCCACUAGUUGAGUUCCCACGAGAUCAGUGUGUGUGUGUGUGUGUGUGUGUUUAGUCAGUAAACGAAUUUUGUUUAAUGUUUAGUUAAUGUUUUAAUUAAUUUAUUGUAGUUGUUGGUAUUGUAAUUGUAAACGCAAAUCCGAGCCUAAUUUAUUCAGCCGACCAGCACACCCGAAAUUCCGCAGAACUAUAGCAACUUGCCAUAAACUCCGAGCACCUACCAGCAUUAAGAACGAGCGAAAAACUAUCCUAAUUAGAGCAUUAAGCGACUUGUGUAGUGAAAUAAACUAAAUUCCAUUGAGA